AUGUCUGGCUUAACCCGAACAGCGAAAAAACAGUAUGAAAGCACAGUUACAGCUAGCAUAGAGCGGUUGGAUCAAUACAUAGAAGAUCUGUACUCAGACAACCCAGACGAUAAAAUCCAAGCUUCUCGUCAGUUGCUAUAUCUUUUCAAUGAAGCGGAAAAUAUUGAAAUUAUUGUUUCUCAUGAGUCAUUACCUGGGAUUUUAGGCCGUACACUUAGAGAUGAGUAUAAAACAAGCAUGGAACUAAGUCUCUACCUUGCUGGAGUUUUCUAUAUAAUUUCAAACUAUUCACAACUCCACCAAAUAGUGUUACAAGUAUACUUAAACCUAUUAAUUUUUAUUUUUUUUAAAAACUAUUAAAACUUCUGAUUUUUUUGGGAUAAUUUAAUAGAAAAAGGGGUCCAUGCCAUUUGAUCGGGACUUUUAUUAGAGAGAGACAUUUCCUCGUAAAAACAGGUAAAAUUUUUCCUGUGAGAGAUUUUGCUCGAAAAAAAAAACAAUAAAAUUUUUAACAAGAACAAAAUCUUAUAAACGUCCUCGAAUAAUUACAAAAAGGUUAGAGGAAAAAGUAUGCUCCGGAAAAAGGAAUAAUUUUCAAUUAGAACCAAAUUGGAGAUACAUGCAUGAAAAUCAUUGAAUAUCAUAUACAAAGGCACGAAUUGAGGAGAAGCGAAAUACAAAACCUUAAACAAGAUGCAGAGUACGAAAAAAAGCUGAAAAACAUGGAAAUUCUAGAAAAGAAACAAAAUAAAUUGUUAUGGCGUAAUUUUUAAGCAGUUUGUUUUAGCAUUCUGUUGAACUUGUCAGAAGAUAUUCAGAUUGAGAGAAAAAUGAAGAAGAGGAAAAUCGUAGGGCUGCUUGUGAAAAUGCUAGAAAGGGAUAAUUUGACACUUCUUGAAGUAGUUUUCACAUUCCUUAAAAAGCUAAUUCUUUUGUAAAUUUAAAUAUUAAAAUUAUUUUUUUAAAAAAUAUAAAUAUUUUUGAAUCAAAUUUCUAAUAAAAAAAUAAGUGUUUUUGCUGAAAAUAAAAAUGAGAUGUAUCAGGACGAAAAUAUUGUGCAAAAGCUCCAAAAGUUUGUCCCAGCCCCUCACCAUCAAGAAAUUUGUUCAUUAUAGUUCGCUCCUUGCUAUAGCUAUGGAUAAGGAGAGAGUGACAAAGCUAGCCUUGUUAACUCAGAUCGUCUGUCCACUCUCAAACGACAAGUCUAAAUGAUGCAAGAGCUUUGUCACUUUGAGAAAUGGUUUGUCUACUUAAGCCGCCCAGCCAACCUCUAAAUUGAUCCAUCACCUGCUCCCUAUACAGAGCUAUAGCAUGGAUCAAGCUAUAGUCCUCAGGCUAAUCCACAACCUUUCUUUUGACAAGUCAAUCAGAGAACAAUUCGACUCUCUAGGUUUUAUCCCCCGAAUUGUAACCUUAUUAAAAUACGCUCCUUUUCGAGGCAUCACUUUAAGAAUUCUCUACCAGCUUUCCCUAGACGAAAAGUCCAAAUCAACAUUUACAUAUACCGAGUGUAUCCCCAUUGUAUUUAUGUUGAUGAUCCAAUUCCCAGAAGCCAAAGUAGGCCGAGAGCUUAUGGGCCUCGCCAUAAACUUAUGUAGCAACCCACGUAACGCUGAAGUUUUUGCUGACGGAAACCAGCUAGAAGCUCUAGUAAAGCGAGCUUUAGAGUACCAUGACGACCUUAUCAUGAAAAUGAUUCGUAACAUCGCAAGAGCCGCCAAAACUCAGCAUGUCCAAGAAACAUUAGAAAAAUACGCCAAAAAAUUCAUCAGUAUUAUAUGUGGCAACGAAGAUAUGGAUUUUGUAGUAGAAGUCUUAGGAACUAUGGUCAAUAUGGAUUUAGAAGAAGAAUGGGCUAAAUAUUUAAGCUCGCCACAGCUGCUAGAUUUUCUGCAAAAACACCUUGUGGUGGGAUAUGCAGAAGAUGAUGUAGUAUUAGAGUCAAUUAUGCUGGUUGGGACUAUUACUUCUUGUGAGCAAAUUGCGAAAAUGAUUGCAAAUACUUUAAUAAUACAGCUUUUACAUACACUUUUGUCAGAAAAACAAGAGGAUGAUGAGAUGGUUAUGCAGAUUAUGUAUACUUUUUAUAGACUUUUGCUGUUUAAAGCGACGAGGACUAUAAUUUUAAAUAAAACACAAGCAGUUAUACAGACUUAUUAAAAAUUCGUUUUUACAUUGGCUUUGCCAGAGCUAUAUUUUAUUUAAUUUUCAAAAUAAUUUUAAUUUUUAAAUAAUUAUUCAAUUUAUUUCGAAAUAACUUUUUAUUAGAACUUUUGCAGGAUAAGAAUCCUAGAAUCAGAAAAAUGGCUGACACAGUGCUGAGCUUAGUUCAAGAAUACGAUGAAGAUUGGAGAGAAGAAAUCAAGCUUAAAAGAUUCCAAUUGCAUAAUCAAGAAUGGCUAAGUCUAAUUGAAAACGUAGGAGACAGCGAUUAUGACGAAGACGAAAUCAGUGACGAAGAUUCUGACAGAAUGCAUUGGGCUGAUUUAUCUGACUUAGACGGCCAUGAGUGGGGAAAUAUAAGUGAAGAUUAA
Messenger RNA from Blepharisma stoltei, 2534 nucleotides. The record is from the annotation of a GenBank genome assembly. NCBI's taxonomy places the organism in Eukaryota, Ciliophora, Heterotrichea, Heterotrichida, Blepharismidae.